Lathyrus sativus (Indian pea) is the source of this 405-nucleotide messenger RNA. Lineage: Eukaryota; Viridiplantae; Streptophyta; Magnoliopsida; Fabales; Fabaceae. The record is from the annotation of a GenBank genome assembly.
AUGGAAGGAGAAAGAAGGAAGAGAAAAAUAUUGGAAGAGGAAGAAGAAGAAAACGAUGAUGAGAAAAUGGAGAAGUUCUUUGCUUUGAUAAAGAGCACAAGAGAUCUACUAUCUAAACCAGAUAAGAAAGUUGAUGAAGGAAAAAAGGAAAAGGGUAUUUGGAAUCCAACGUUUCAAAUAGAAGAUUUCAUUGGUUGUGAAGAGAUAGGAAAAAGUAAUAAUGUUUCUUUUUCAGUUACUCAUCAUCAUGGUAAAGCUGGUUCAUCUUCAGAGAAAGAAAGAGAGGUUUUGAUGAUAGUUGAGAAGGAAUGUGUGGAAGAAGCAGCGGCAACAACUUUAGAAGACCAAAAUGAAGAGAAAGAGAAAACAAGUGAUAAUGGUUUAGAUUUGAAUCUUUCUUUGUAA